AUGGAGAUGGGCGCGAAGAAGGGCAGGAGCAGCAGCGAUACUGCAACGGCAGUAGUGAGAAGCAGCACGCGGAGCAACAACAGCGGCAGCAGCGGCACAACGACACCGGCGGUGGAGAGGAAGGAGAUGGAGAGGAAGAGGCGGCAGCAAAUGAAGAGCCUCUGCGACAAGCUCGCCUCCCUCAUCCCCAAAGAAGAUUGCUCCAGGGACGCUAUGACUCAGCUGGGUAGCUUGGACGUAGCGGCGGCGUACAUCAAGAAGCUCAAGGAAAGGGUAGACGAGCUGCAGCAGAAGAGGAGCUCUGCGCAGCUCAUGGCCGCUGGCACCAGCGGAGGAGGAGGAGGUAGCGUCGCCUCAACAUCGAUGGCGACGGCGGCAGCGAGUGGCGGCGCGAGGUCGGAAGAAGACGCCGCCGAGGAGGCCGCGGAGGCACCGGUGGUGGAGGUUGUGCACCACCAUGACGGGUCGAGCCUGGACGUGGUGCUCAUCAGCAGCGUGGAGCGGCCGUUCAAGCUGCACGAGGUGGUCACAGUGAUGGAGGAAGAAGGCGCCGAGAUCAUCAACGCCAACCUCUCCGUCGCCAGCCGCAAAAUCUUUCACACCAUCCACUGCCGGGCCUUUAGCCCAAGAAUCGGCAUAGAGGUUUCAAGAGUUUCUGAAAGACUAAAAGCAAUGGUAUGAUAUGGUAUAGAUAUUGCAAAUUUACAAAACCAACAGAGCUCUAUUUAUUACCCAAGAUUUUUCCAUGUCUAUGGUCGUCCAACACGAUGUUCAAAUAAAUAUGUCUAGUUAUACCAUGCAAAUUUUUCAAAAGCUUGUUGUUUGUUUUAGCCCGAAGAAAAAAUACAAGCUUGAUUGCUAUAGUUUUUUUUC
Panicum virgatum (switchgrass) is the source of this 873-nucleotide messenger RNA. Its product is annotated as transcription factor bHLH167-like. The transcript is spliced from 5 exons. The record is from RefSeq and is a predicted model, not a curated record. Gene Ontology annotation, cellular component: RNA polymerase II transcription regulator complex. Gene Ontology annotation, molecular function: RNA polymerase II transcription regulatory region sequence-specific DNA binding; protein dimerization activity; DNA-binding transcription factor activity, RNA polymerase II-specific. Bases 1 to 681 code for a protein of 226 amino acids. Lineage: Eukaryota; Viridiplantae; Streptophyta; Magnoliopsida; Poales; Poaceae. Gene Ontology annotation, biological process: regulation of transcription by RNA polymerase II.